AUGGAUGACCCUUACGAAGACAGGUCUAUGCCUGCCGACACCGGAAACGGCAACUACGGCGCCGAUGACCUAAUCGACCUCGAGAACAUGAAGCCCCCAGAGAUCGAUUACUACGCCGUCCUUAACCUCUCAAAAACCGCAUCGGAGGAUGAUAUCAAGGAUUCGUACAAGCGAUUGAGCAGGAUCUUUCACCCCGAUAAACACAGCGAUCCGGCACUCAAGGAGGCAGCAGAGACAAAAUUCCAUGUCAUCAAUAAGGCUUUCGAAGUGCUGAGCAACCCCCAGUUAAGAACUGCUUACGAUGAGUAUGGAGAGGAGGGUCUUAACACAAAGUGGGAAGUCGGUCACAGGGUCAAGACUGCUCAGGAGCUGCGUGAGGAGUAUUCUCGUUUAGCGAGAGAGAAGCGUGAAAUGGAGCUCGAGAGUCUGGUCAGGAACAAAAACGACAUUACGAUCAAUGUGGACGCUACCCGUGUGUUCAAAAACCAGGAAAUCAUGUCACCAUUUGGAGGCAUCGCUUUUGCCAAAACGUCUCGCGGAAGUAUACUGGAUCCACUCAAGAGGGCCGAGAUCAUGCAGCUCUACAUGAAGAACUCGUUCGAGACUCAAUUUGGACCUAGGACACAGUUCAUUGUUGGAGGACAGAUGACUUCUAGAUCAGGAAUGAGCGGAGGAAACGUUGUCGGCACUAUUCGACAUGCCUUUUCCGAUAAGCUGAACGUUGAGCUUGGCUCGUCAUUGUUGAAGCCUAGAGUCGGAGUCUUGAAGGCUACUUACUCGAUCGACCCUUUGACAUUCAUCACUGGAACAGCCCAGGUUCGCAAUUUCAAGGGACCAGCACCCCUCGUCAUGACAUUUGGACGGAGGAUCACCAAGGGCGCAACAGGAUAUAUGACCUACCGCACAGGAGAGUGGGCUAUUGGAUCCUGGGGUCCUGUUCUUGAGAGACGUCGCGACUUUUCGUCUAUGGCUCUCGGUGUCAGCUCACAGGACGACAACAGGGCAUAUCAGGUCGAGGUCCAGACGGGAUUGAUGCAAUCGCACCUCUCCCUGGAUCACACAUGGACUUUGGACAGCGCCACAAAGGUUCGUGUCGGUGGAAGUCUUUCAACCACCGCCGGUAUUAAUGCCAGCAUUGGAGGUGAUCGUAAAAUCACAGAGCACACCAAAGUCGGUCUCGCUGUCGAGGUCGGUCUCUCUGGCGGUGUCGCCUUCAACAUCAAGGUGAAGCGUUUGGGCCAGAGUUUGACGAUCCCAAUUGUAUUGGCAGCAGAGUUCAACCCCAAGCUCGCCUUUUGGGCGACCGUAGUACCCAUCUGUGCCGUCACUGCGAUAGAUAUCGGAUACGUCAAGCCCAAGAGGAGAAAGGAGCGCGCAGAAAAGAUUCAGGAACUUCGCGCUGUGCACGCAGACUUUAUUGCCAACCAAAAGAAGGAGGCCCAGGAAGCCAUCGAGAUCUUGAGAGAAUCGACAGAUCACAAGACUAGACAUGAACAGGAGAAGGAUGGACUGGUCAUUCUUGAAGCUACCUAUGGAAACCUUGAUGCCGCACCUGAGCUCGGUCUCUCUGCGGAUGUGACGAUCGCUGUUCAGGCACUUGUCAAUAACUCUCAGCUCACCAUGCCCGGUGGCCACUCCAAGAACCACAUUCUUGGAUUUUAUGACCCAUGCCUCGGAGAGAAGAAGCAGCUGAGGAUAAAAUAUGAAUUCCAGAGGAGAUUACAUCAAGUCGUUGUUGCAGACCAGGCGUCUGUUGCAGCUCCCGUCCGAUCCCUGGCCGGCUUAACGACAACAAUAACCUACAACAACUAG
This is a messenger RNA of Linnemannia hyalina, 1812 nucleotides long. The record is from the annotation of a GenBank genome assembly. Lineage: Eukaryota; Fungi; Mortierellomycota; Mortierellomycetes; Mortierellales; Mortierellaceae.